AUGGCGUCAUCCGGUCUCGGGAGAGGUUCCAUCAUCCUGGCCUUUUGUCUGCUUCUGGUGCUUUUGCCAGGUCGCGCCGCCGCCUUUGGCGCGGGCAACAUCCCCUCCAUUGCUCAGGUCGAGGGUCACAACUGGCGUCAUGGAGAUAUCGAGGAUAUGCUCAAGACUAUCGCUUUCUUGCACGGCAAGAAGUGGACCUCCAUGCUGGUGUCUCGUGUCUACUUUGGAAACUGGCUUCGCGACUACUCUCAGGCCGUCGAUGUCGGCAGCUUGAAGGGAGUGAACGCUCCCACCAUUAGAAUCCUGGUUUGGGUUCUUUCAUUCAUGGCCUUCGGCUAUGCGACGGAAGAGUUCGAGGUAACCGAGGAGCGCCUGGGCGUCUACCGUCCUGAAGAGCACAUUGACAACCCCCUGGGUUACGCCGAUGGCAUGGACGCGCGCAAGUUUGACCCUCGCCUCCGUGGUCCCGUCGACCCUGUCGAAACUCAGAUCGACCCCCGCACUGGCAUGAAAAACUACAUUGCCAAUGAAUCUGGCGGCUGGGCGACCAGCGCUGGCUACUUGCGCUUCAGCUUCGCCCGCAGCAUUCACUUCGGCCGGGUCUACACGAGCGGUUCGCAUGGCUCAGGAAAGGAGACCGACCUUUGCGAGGCACUGCGAUGUCUCGGGCAGGCCCUCCACUGCAUGGAGGACUUCAGCGCGCACAGCAACUACUGUGAGCUUGCUCUGCGAGAACUGGGCUACCACGAGGUCUACCCCCACUGCGGUGCUGCCACCGAGAUCAACCUCAAUGGACGCCGAGUCUUCCCCUCGUCACCGGGACAUUCGGUGCUGUCGAUUUCCUGCACUCUGUUCUCGUCCGAGGUGGACGAAAUGAACGUCGCUCUCAAGAACGCCGAGGGAAUGACCUCCAACAUCACUGGUGGCAGCACUGGGUCUCGUGGCUUUCUGGGGCUUGGCUCCUCGAAGCCGACCGACUUCAUUUCUCUUAUCGGUCAGCUCCCUGGCAUUGGCGGCGACCUGGCCAGUCAGGCUCGCGAUUUACAAACCAGCUCGGCUGCACAGGAGCAGCAAAACACUCGCUCAGGCGGUGACCUCAGCCGUGGAGACCUCAGCCGCGACAGCGCAAACCAGGUACCCGGCAUGAGCACCAGCUUUGACCCUGUCGAGACUGCCCGGAAGAUCUACCCGAUCUUGCAGUUCCGAGACAAGAUUGUCAAGUCCAUCAGCAAUCUCAUCUCAAAGAUUCCUGGCUUGGAGAAGCUCUUGGACCACAUCAGUGAGACCCUGACUGCGUUCAUUCUGGGUCUGCUGGCGCCGUUUGUCAGGCCCAUCAUCACCCAGGUCUCCAAGGUCCUUAAGGAUGGUUCCUCGACUGUCAUCACUGCCAGCUCCAACUCUCAGCUGGAGCCCUGGAAAAACCCCAGUUGUGAUGAUCCCACCCACUCUAUGCUGUCCAAAGAUCACUUCACCAACAUCUUGAACUCGUGCGCGGGCAGAGUUGCUGCGACGGUUCUGCAAUAUGUAGUCCCGCGCAUUCUCUACGCUUGGGAGAACCCCGGAGUGCCCGUCGAUGAGGUCGUCAAUGACGUCCUCCGUGCUUUCCACCACCCGGCAGCCCGCGACGACAGAAUUCAGAUUCAGCGGGACAUGUUCGAGACGGUCCGCAAGUGGGUAAACGAGAGUUCCCAUAAGCACGAGCUGUCUCACCUGCUCUCGUCCGAGUCGGUCAAGGCUGGCAAGAACCAUAUUCUUACUGGCGGCGACGGCACGAAGAGUGUUGGUGGCCCCGGUCACACCCACUCCCACGGAGCCUUUGACGGCUUCGGUGAGCUGGGACAUGGCAAGGUGCAGGGUUCGCUUUGGAACCAGAUUCGCACGCGUGAUCUGAGCUCCAUGGAGGGCGAUGACACGAAGCCUCUGUCCAGCUCUCCGCUCCCUCCGUCGCGGCCGGAUUACGGAUACAACGACAGCCAGGGAGGAAGCAGCCACCACUACCCGGCCUCCCAAUCCCAAGGCCAGGCCUCAAGCUACUACAGCCAGCCCGAACCACAAGGCUAUGGCCACCAACCCCCUCCUCCGCCCGGCGGUCAAUGGGGCCCUCCGCAGCCCCCGCAAGGUUACGGCGGACCCGGCUAUGGUGGUCCUGGAUACGGCGGACCGCCGCAACCCCAGUACCCCCCUCACCACCAGCAACCGCCCCAUCCUCAUCACCAGCAGGGCGGCUGGGGCCAGUACCCAGGCCAGCACCGCUACUAG
Colletotrichum spaethianum is the source of this 2259-nucleotide messenger RNA. RefSeq lists its product as uncharacterized. The transcript is spliced from 6 exons. The coding region runs from base 1 to 2259 and encodes 752 amino acids. NCBI's taxonomy places the organism in Eukaryota, Fungi, Ascomycota, Sordariomycetes, Glomerellales, Glomerellaceae. The record is from RefSeq and is a predicted model, not a curated record.